GCGGUGGCUUGAGCCCAGCGCUGACACAGUGCUGUGGAGAUAGGUUUGGCUAUUCGAGUCUACACAAGUUUUUGUUUAUGUCAGAGUUUUAGUGGAUCCUCACUUCUUCGAACUACUGCUACUUCUACUUCUCACAACAACAACAAUAAUAAUGAAUACUCCGCUAAACUCUUGUACAAAUCCUGCUACAUUGACGAGGCGGGAGCGAAGCUAUCCCCUACAAGGACCCAUGAAGUGCCGGUAGUUUCGGAUGCUUUUAUCCGGCACCAAGCACUCAAAACAAACCGGUGACGUGUAGGUCACGUGUUUUCCUGCAAACUGGUACAAGCCUCGAAGCGGGGUUUCAUCUGGCACGCCUGUCCAUACUCAGUGCACGCCUCGCUACAAAUGUCCAACCAGUAUCGCUCGGUCGAGUUGUAAUCACAAAUGGAUUCUAAUAGUAAGGUUUCUGGACCCUUGACACGGUCGACCAGGCAGUCAGCCUUUAAAGCACUGAGUUUUGAGCCGACCCCCAGGAUCCCUCUGAAGAGGACCAAAAGGCACUUAGAAAACCAAGCUCCUGUUGCAGCUGUUAACGGUUCCAAAGAUAAGGAAAAUGGAUCGGAGGAUGAUGAGUCACCGAGCAAGAAGAGCCGGCUGGAGACUGGAGAAGCAGUGGGCGGCAGUGGUGAUGAGAUCGAGAUGGAUGUCCAGGAAUCAGCUGAAGAUGAGGAUGACAAUGAAGAGCAGGAAAUGGAUAUGCAGAGGCAGGAUUCCUCUCAUGUCACUCAUCGACACAAAAUAUUCCAAGGUGCCAGUGGAGAUGUGAAUUUGUUCCCUCGUGUAGUGCUCCGUGAACGCUGCAGAUCUGGUCAUGCUGUAAAUGAAGAUGCAGAAUGGAUAAAAACCAAGACGGUAAAACUAUCAACCAAAGAACCUGCAACCCCCACCAAGUCUGCCAUUCAAAGCAAACCACUGGCAAACAGACAUCAUGCUCCAAUUACCAGCAUGGAGGAGUACAGGAAGAAGAUGGAGGACAAAGCCAAGAGUGCUGAUAAACCCAGAGUUAAGUACCAUACCGGAAGCAUGUAUCCAGCCUCAGAGAAAGCUGUCACAAAGCAACAAUAUUUGAAUAACAUUAAAAAGGAAAUUGUUCAGCAAAAGAAACAAGAUAAAGGGAUGAAGAAAACUGCCAAAAUCAAGACAAGCUCUGGAUAUUCUUGUAGUGGAUUCAUGUGGAACUUAUGGUGUUUGCUCCUCCUGGUGCUGCUCAGUUCUGCUACCUUGCUGGUAUACAAGAAAAUCCCUGCGCUCCAAAGGAUCACAGAUCCUGGGGGGCAUUUACUCAGGGCUGUGAAGCCAGAAACAUUUGCAGAUCAGUUUUCUCUUCUUGAGGCUCAGUUCCCCAGUCAGCGGACUGAGUUGUGGAAGAGAAGCAAGAUACACCUGGAGAGGCACCUCAAAACAGCCCAGCCCACAGAGCCAGUGAGUCUGAUCUUCACUGCUGGCAGCAAGGCUAACAAGACGCUGCGCUGCCUGGCUCAGGGCCUGGCCUCCUCCUUCUCGUCUGCCCUCAAUGCCUCCGUCCUCGACAUCAAUGGAGCCAGCAAAGCCGGCCAGGACAGCGAUGACGUUAAGCUGGACAUUGACAGCCAGCUGAAAGCCGCCUUUGAAGGUAAUAAACCUGUGGCAGUCAUUCAUCACCUCGAGGAGCUGCCUCCAGGCUCUACCCUCAUUUUUUAUCGCUACUGUGACCAUGAGAGCGCUGCAUACAAGCGGGUGUUCUUGUUGUUUACUGUGCUACUGCCGCAAGAUGAGAUCAGCAGUGACAGGUGUCUGAAGGAUGUGGAGGAGAUGGUGCAAGACUAUGUUAAGGAGAGGCUAGUGGGCUCCAGCAGCCAAACCUCCUUCAAUGAGAUGGACACUGACAAGUACGGUGGACUGUGGAGCCGAAUCUCUCACCUUAUCUUGCCUGUGGUGUCUGAGCAGGAAGUAGAGCAGAAAGGAUGCUGAUGAACCAAGCUGGCAUCCCAGAAUUAGGAUGCCACUUUGGACCAGCCUGAUCCUUCUUGGUAAUGUGCAGGAGCUAUGAAACAGUGAAGUAAUAUGAAAAUAACGUGUGUGCUGUGAUGUUUCACAUAUAGACUUGAUUUCAAAUGUUUGAAAGUUAUAUUAAUUUAUCUCUGUCACAGAUGAUUCUCAAACUGCAGUCCAAUGUCUGAUUCAAUUUAACUGCUCAAAAUGUUUGGCACAGUUUUUAAAUGUGUGAACAUGUACAGGCUUUGCAUUAGGAACAGUAACAAUGGUGUUGCACCAUCAUUCCACUUUCAAAGAAGGGUAUUCGAUGCAUAUUCUCAUGCAGAUUUAACAAAACGACAUAUACGAAAUAGAGAGCACUGUGUUCAGCUGCUUUUUAAUGGACAUUUCCAGUCUCCAAAAAAAGAGUUUCUGCUGAAUGAUGAGCUUGGAUUACACUGGGUCCUUCUUUGGAGCUAAUUAAAGAAAUUUUUCCUUUUCCUGUUUCUUGUUUUGUACCAAAUCUCAGAGACCACUGUUCGCUUGCUUUAUACUUCUGUGUAACAUCCCCAUUUGCAUUUCAUUAUUUUGUGAUUUGAUUUUGCACUAAAAAUGUUUGACUUUUCAUUAACCAGCCAUCUUAUCAAUAGUACUGGCUUUUAAUAAGAUAAAUAUUUUAUAUUCUUUGUUUUUUUGUGAAUGUGUAUAUUUGUGAUAAAAUGUCUUUUUCCAAG
Molecule: messenger RNA, 2729 nt
Organism: Seriola dumerili (greater amberjack)
Lineage: Eukaryota; Metazoa; Chordata; Actinopteri; Carangiformes; Carangidae
Product: torsin-1A-interacting protein 2-like
Exons: 8
Coding region: 427-1992 (521 amino acids)
Biological process (GO): membrane organization
Cellular component (GO): membrane
Molecular function (GO): ATPase activator activity
Source: RefSeq, a predicted model, not a curated record